AUGUUUUCGACUCUCCUGUUAGUGUCUAUUCUAAUUGGUGCCCUGGUAUUAUAUCGUUUGUCCCUCCUUUUUAAUCGUCGAUUUCUACCUCUCCCUCCUGGACCCAAGGGACUCCCGCUGAUAGGGAACCUCUGGGAUGUUCCCGUAGACUACCCAUGGCUUACCUAUGCGCGAUGGGCUGCCACCUACGGCGACGUUUUGUAUCUGGACACACCCGGAAAUCCGACCAUUAUAAUCAACUCGGCUCAGGCAGCAGCGGAUCUCUUCGAAAAACGUUCUGGGAAUUAUUCCGAUAGGCCAGAUUUCACCAUGUUAAAGCUGUCAGGAUGGGACAUCAACUUUGGUUUUAUGCGAUAUUCUGAUAGGUGGAGAAAACACCGCCGAAUGUUUCACCAGUACUUCCAGCCUCGUGCCGUUCCGGCGUACUACCCUGUGCAAAUGAAGGCCACAUUAGACUUGCUCCAACAGUUGCAUAGAUCUCCCGAUGCAUAUGUUAAGCAUGUCCACCACCUUGCCGGUUCAAUCAUCCUGAAGACUACCUACGGAUAUGAUGUAGACCCAAAUGGUGAUCACUUCGUAGAAUUGGUGGAUCAAGCUCGGGAAAGUGGUCGCGCCGCUGGGAAUGUGGGAUCCUUCCUCGUCGACUACAUUCCCAGUUUGCAAUACCUUCCGCAAUGGAUGCCUGGCACAAAGUUCUUGAGUCUUGCGUCCGCGUGGAGAAAAGACAUUGAUGAUAUGGCAGAAGAGCCGUUUAAAUAUACGAUGGAGUCGCUGGUGAAGGGCAUCGCACCCCCUUCAUUCGUAGGGGAAAAUCUGACGAAGGAGGUGUCAGAGGAUGCGAAGCACCCUGAAAUUGUACGGAACAUAGCUGUGGUUGCCUUUAUUGCGGGAGCUGGCUCUACCGCGUCUGUCAUCCUUUCCAUGAUGCUCGCCUUCCUUCUUUACCCAGAAGUACAAGCUAAAGCCCAAGCUGAGGUGGACGCGGUGCUUGGUCACGGCACCCGCCUACCGAAUUUCGAUGACCGUCCGCAGCUGCCGUAUAUCGAUGCUAUCGUGUUGGAAGCACUGAGAUGGAACCCUGCUGCACCGAUGGGUAUUGCUCAUCGUACCAUGGAAGAGGAUGUUUACAGAGGAUAUUAUAUCCCUGCGGGCGCCACUGUUAUUGGCAAUAUUUGGGCCAUACUUCAUGACGAAAAAGACUAUCCUAACCCUCUGGUAUUCGAUCCCGACCGGUUCAUGCCCCAAGAUGGUAAAGAAGUCCAACCUGAACCCACAGCUGUGUUUGGUUUUGGAAGACGUAUCUGUCCCGGCCGUUAUCUUGCAGUAAAUACUGCUUGGAUUGUUGUUGCAUCUAUGGUUUCGACAUUGUCGUUCUCCAAGGCGGUGGAUUCUGAAGGUCGGGUCAUUGAACCGAGUAAUACCUAUACGAGCGCUUUUGUGAGUUUUCCCAUGCCUUUCAAAUGCAUGAUCAAGGCGCGUUCGGCUGCGGCGCAGGCGUUGUUAGAUUAG
Desarmillaria tabescens is the source of this 1509-nucleotide messenger RNA. Its product is annotated as cytochrome P450. NCBI's taxonomy places the organism in Eukaryota, Fungi, Basidiomycota, Agaricomycetes, Agaricales, Physalacriaceae. Bases 1 to 1509 code for a protein of 502 amino acids. The record is from RefSeq and is a predicted model, not a curated record. Gene Ontology annotation, molecular function: iron ion binding; monooxygenase activity; heme binding. The transcript has 13 exons.